AUGUUUGUGACGCUGGAAUCCCUUUUCUUGCUUCUGAAGCAGUAUCAAGCGGACGUGGUCCUCAUCAGCGCCACCUUGUUCUUGCGGCUUGCCGGUGCGCUGCCGAACGACAGGGACGCGUGGGGCGGAUUCAGCAACUCGGUGGUUCUCUCCGUGGCGGUGCUGGGCAUCGUCUCCGCGGGGGUUCAUCACACCGGGGUCAUCGAUUUCAUUUUUAUGCGCGUUUUGGGCCGCCCAAAGACUUACUUCGCGGCGCUCAUCAGACUGAGCCUCCCCGCGAUGCCGCUGGCGGCAAGCAUUUCCAACACUUGUGUGAUGGGUGUUAUGAUCCCGGUCAUCGAGAAGUGGUGCAAGGAGAUCAACAUGCCCCCUCGCUUGUUCCUCAUGCCGAUGUCUUACAUCAUGCUGGUAGUGGGCGCCUUUGCCAUUUUCUCCACCUCCUCCAACCUGGUGGUGCAGAGUUUGCUCAUGGAGCGAGGCUUGGAGCCCUUUGGCAACUUCGACAUUGCGCUUCUGUCCUUGACCUGUGGCAUGGUGACAGUGCUCUAUUGCGCCAUCGCCGUGCCGAUGAUGCUGCUUUACAUGGAGGCCUCUGAGACAACCAGCUCCUCGCCCACCAAGGGAACUCCGAGCACGGCGGGGAAGAAGCUGUUCCUGGCCAACAUUCAGAUCACCGGCAGCCUGUUGAAUGGCCAGUCCUUGGCGGAUUCCGGGCUCUUGACAGUGAUGGGCAAAGUGGCGAACAUCGUCCGUGUCGAGCGCAUGGGAGAGGAGAUUGACCUUGACACGAUCAGCGAGAAGUUUGGUCUGGAGCAGUACGACGUGAUGUACGUUUGGACGACUUCAGACGCGGUACUGGAGCUGAUCGGCCUGCCCGGGGUGAGUUUGAUCGCCCUGGACGGGGGUUUCGAGCACCAGCACCGGGACGACAGCCGCGACAUCGUGGAGGUGGUGCUGGACGGGCUGUGCCCGCUGGUGAAGCAGCCGAUGACCUCCACCACCCUGUUGGACAACGUCUACGGCGCCAACUGCCUGUCGAUCCGGCCCUGCACCAUCCAACACUUUCGAAAGCCUCAGGCGCAGGCCGACGAGGUCCGGACCAUGGUGGCCCUGUUGCGGGCUCAGAAGCGGGACGCCGACGACGCCGGCGUGUACCGGUUCUGCAUCGGCGACAACCUGAUCCUGGACGUGCCGCGGAACUUCUCGGCGGAGUACGCGAACUCCGCCCACUUCACCCUGGUGCGGAAGCUCAACGAAGAUGAGGAGGAGGGUGGCAAGGGCGACGUCAGCGAGACGCAAUACCGGGAUAUGAUCAUCAGCGGCGGCCUGCUGGUGAUGCUGAUCGCGCUGGUGGCCAGUAAAGCGAUGCCUCUCCUGGAAGCCGCGCUGCUGACUUCCUUCCUCAUGGUGCUGUCCGGCUGCCUGCCCCAGCAGAAGGCCUUCAGUGCCAUCAACAUACGGAUUGUGCUUACCAUCGUGGGCGCUUUUGGCAUUGCAAAGGCUGUGAACCUCACCAAUCUGGCUGCGGUGCUGGCGCGCAUCAUUUGCCAGCUGCUGGCGCCCUUGGGCCAGCGGGGGGUCAUGGCGGGGAUCUUCAUCGCGACGGUGGGCCUGGGCAUCGUCUUCCACUGCACCGCGGUGGUGAGCUUGCUCUUUCCCAUCGUGGUGGCCAUUAGCGAGAGCAAGAAUGUCCCAGUUCCGCUCCACCAGGCUAUGGCAGUCAUGAUGAUGGGCGCAUGCUGCCAGGUCUUAUCGCCAGUGUCGUACCAGACCAACAUCAUGGUCUUUUCCUCCGGGUGCUACACCUUUGCCGACUUCCCCAAAGUUGGUUUCGGCAUCGUCAUCCUCGUGGGGGUGAUUUCUGUGGGCUUCGUGGACCAGCUGAUCGUCACCCACUGA
Effrenium voratum is the source of this 1899-nucleotide messenger RNA. The record is from the annotation of a GenBank genome assembly. NCBI's taxonomy places the organism in Eukaryota, Dinophyceae, Suessiales, Symbiodiniaceae.